AUGUGUCAAUCGUAUCGUCAAAUGGAAAACCCCCAAAAUCGUAUUACCGCUAAAGAAAUGGGCCUCAAGUGGAAAUCAAUGAGUGCAAGGGACCGUAAACCCUACGUCGAUAGUUCAAUUCGCAAGAAAGAGCAAUUCAAGCUAGAGAAUCCAAAUGUAAAAAGAAAGCGUAAACGUUCAGUUAGGAGAAAGAAUUUAAAAUUCGUGAAUAAUUCUCCGGAAACAAUACAAUUGGAACAAACUAAAAAAGAAUGCAUGAAACUAUAG
Acaulospora morrowiae is the source of this 267-nucleotide messenger RNA. Lineage: Eukaryota; Fungi; Glomeromycota; Glomeromycetes; Diversisporales; Acaulosporaceae. The record is from the annotation of a GenBank genome assembly.